Molecule: messenger RNA, 2264 nt
Organism: Gadus chalcogrammus (walleye pollock)
Lineage: Eukaryota; Metazoa; Chordata; Actinopteri; Gadiformes; Gadidae
Product: pro-neuregulin-4, membrane-bound isoform-like
Exons: 5
Coding region: 100-429 (109 amino acids)
Biological process (GO): epidermal growth factor receptor signaling pathway; positive regulation of mitotic nuclear division; positive regulation of cell population proliferation
Source: RefSeq, a predicted model, not a curated record
UAUGUCUCACCUUGGUAACCUGCUGCAACCUACUGGGACCUGGGGGUUGAUGAGCUGGUGUUUAACAACGAAAAUCAGCUCGUCCUACAGGAAUCCCAAAUGAUGGCAGAUCACGGAGAACCCUGCACUGCCUUGCAGGCCUCAUACUGCAUGAAUGGUGGAACAUGCUACCAAAUACCUUUAAUGGAGGCACUCUCCUGUGUGUGCAGUUCAAGCUACAUCGGCAGCAGGUGUGAGCAGUUUCAGCUCCAGAGCACAUCCGUCAACGGGGGGCAUGCGGGUCUGAUCACAGCCGUGGUGAUCGUCACUCUUCUCGUCUUAACUGUCGUGGCCUUCGUCCUCUACUACGCAUGCAAGACGUGGAAAACCAAAACAGACAGCUCACGGAGCGGCCGACAACAGUACUGGAGGGUGAAGUCUAGAGUAUGACCCUAUACUGUAUUCAUGCACAGUAGUCCCAUUUUACCGUGGACGUAAGAGUGGUUUCUCUGAGGGACCGCAAGCUGCCUUGGAAGUGGAUGUGAAGGGGUGAUUAGAAGAGCGAACACAGUUCAAACAGGCCAUAUUGUAUUCACCGAUCCUCCCUGCAUUAAUUAAGGCUGGUGAUGAUCUAUCUGGAUUAGUUAUAAUGACCGCUGCACCAAGGAUAUAUGUACGUAUAUAUAGCCUCCAAUUAUGUCGAUUUAAUGCAAUUUGACAAAGUAGUUUGUCACGACACAGACCUACAUGCUUUUACCCAGUGUAGGCCUAAAGCGUAAAUGAGCAAUUCAAUUGCCAUCUAACGUUAUAGCGUGAUGAAUGUGGAUGGGAAGUUAAUGUUACGUUACCUUUAUACAAUUAACUUUUUUAGACAUCGAUUAAUAUUAGACUGAUGUAUUAAGAGUUUUUUUUUUUUUUUUUGACUAUUAUGAAAAGUAAAUUAUAUGUAAAUAUUAAAGAGCAUAUCAAAUAAUAUUCAACACAGACAUGCUUUCUCAAUGUAUGUUUUUGUCAAGUGUUAUGUCUUAAUUCUUAUUCUUGGAACUAAUAAUCUCUUGACACCAUAUAAAGACUUAGAUUAAUAAUUGCUUAUGGAUUGAUGACAUCCACACAAACUUGACAGACCUCAUUUUUAACUCCUUUGUAUAGUUUUGUCGAUACAAAAUAUAACAUAAAUACAAUAAAUUAUAACAUUUUGAAUGUGCGUAAAUACACGCGUGCAAUUCGUAUUGAAAAUGGGCAAACCAAAGCAAUUAAAAACGUCAUCCUGUAAAACUCCAACAAACUGGGAUGCUACCCGAGGGUGUCACUUUUGUAUUUUCUGAAGAUAAGUUUAGAAUAAAUAAUUUCACACGGCAAAUAAUAGAGUAUGGGUUAGGGUUAUCAUAUUUUUUAUACAAAUGUCCGUUUAUGGAAAAUAACUUGUAUUGCUACCACCUAGUGGUGAUAAAUUGUAGUAUUUAUUACAAAGUUUGUAAAAUUGGAAACGAAUCAGAAAAUACACUACUACUAGAAAUGAUUUUCCAUCAGUGAUUUCAGAGAAAAAUAUAAUAAUACAAUGUGUAUUGUUUGGGGCUGUUGGGUCAGCCGAUUCUUCUUACAAGCUCUCCUUAGUAGCUUUGUCAAACUCGUAGGCUAUUUUCAGUGCCGUGCUAUUAAGCCCCACAGAUUGCAUGUUAGUGAUGAUGGUGACCACAAUUCCCCGGGGGAGGAACUCUGCCCUCGUUCCUUCAGGGUGAGGUGUCCUUUCACUGGGUAAUAUCAACAGAACACUACUGGCUCCAACAGCGCCCCCUGUGUGUGAAACAUAGUGCCUGCGACGUUUGCACUGGCCAUACUUUUGGGAUUUCUCCACUACUAACCACCCUUGGGCAUACAGUCCGUCCUUAUCCCAGCUGGCCUCUGUCCUGUCCACUGGGGCCCAGAGAUCCAGGGAGGUCUGUGGUCUGAGGAAGCCAGGCAGAAGACCGUUGGUGUCCUUCAGCGGGGCAAGCUGGUAGCUGUAGAGCAGGGUAUUGCCGAACAAGAGCAGAUCUCCAACUGUGGACAGAAAGCCACCUCCGGCCCACUUGUAGGAGUUGUCUACAUAUGGGCAGUUCACCACCCGCCCCUUCUUGUUCAGGUGGUAAUAUCUGCAACAUCAAAAACAUGGGAUUCAAAGAUAGUUUUGAACCAUAUAGAACCCAAGAAAUUAUGUCUAAGAAGAUGUUUCAAUGUUAUAUGGCUCACUGUUUGUAAUUAUGUGUAAGUUUGUUUAUUGGCUAGGUUUUAUAUCAUCUUUUGUU